ACAAUCAUUCAUUUCAGAUUCAGACGUACACAACUCAAUCACUCGAACUCUCUCAUUCUAAAAUCUCCCAAUUUCAAAACCCUAAUCUCGAUUUCAUCUUUCAUAUUUCUCGAAAGCUUAAUCCUUCACCAUGCAAGUGAAGGGUUCCCGCGUUGCGCGGUCCUCCAACUUCGAUGACGCCGGCCUUUUCGCCGUCCUAAACCAGUCACCGACAUCGCCGUCGUUCGAGCUGCGGCGGGAGCUCCUUAUGCCUCCGAAGGUUUCGCGUCGUUCGUCGGUGAGCGAGGAGUCUCCCCCGCGGAUUUUGACGGUGUCGUCUCCGGAGGUUGUCAAGGAGAGUUGUUAUGGCUAUGGUUAUGGACAGGGGCAGGGGCAGAAUGGGAAUUUUCUGGACAAGUGUUACUUUUGCGAGAAGAGGAUCCGUCAAAACGCCGAAGUUUUUAUGUAUGGUUCGAUGCAUGGAUUUUGCACCCCAGACUGCCGUGGCAAACAAAUUGUUAUUGACAGCAUGCUGGAAAGGGUUGCUAAACAAUUUAGAGGAAAAGCGACUGAAUGCAGCAGGAUGACUGAUGUGAAGGAUCAUUCUGGUUUUUAGUUGCAAAGCAUGCAGCUUGAUGAUAGUUUCAGAUAAGAGUAGUAAUUUUCCCUACUUUUUUGGGUAUAGCUGUCGGGUUUUUUGAGAUGGGCUAGCACCUAGAAUACAAUGCACGUCUUUGCC
This is a messenger RNA of Pistacia vera, 718 nucleotides long. Its product is annotated as FCS-Like Zinc finger 16-like. The record is from RefSeq and is a predicted model, not a curated record. The coding region runs from base 131 to 595 and encodes 154 amino acids. The transcript has 2 exons. NCBI's taxonomy places the organism in Eukaryota, Viridiplantae, Streptophyta, Magnoliopsida, Sapindales, Anacardiaceae.